AUGCCCCAAGAUAAUUUCUUCACUUCGUCCUUUGGGGCUCCUGAAAUCAUCGUCGCUUUAUCACUGGGCUUGUUCAUCGUAUGGAAUUGCCGGUUGUCAACGAAGAGGCAUCGCUAUCCCCCUGGGCCGCCGGGCAACAUUCUUGUCGGAAACAUUCUAGAGGUCCCCUCCUCCGGCGCAUGGUACAAGCUCACGGAGGACAAGAACGUGUAUGGGGACCUCGUCUACUUUCACGGACUGGGGAACCGCAUACUGGUCCUGAACUCGCUCCAGGCCAUUACGCAGCUCUUUGAAAAGAGAGGCGCUAUCUAUUCGGAUCGACCGUCUUUCACGGUCGUAGGCGAGCUCAUGGACCUUGGUCAGAGCAUGGCCUUGCUGUCUUACGGCGAUGAGUGGAAGGCACACAGACGACUUGCACACGUUGCGUUGAGCGCUGGUGCCGUAAAACGCUACUAUCCCAUUCAAGAGGACCUCGCGGCGCUGCUAUGCCAGGCUCUGGUCGAGAGCCCGGAGGAUUUCUUCGGACAUGUCAGACUCGCCUCGGCUCGCCUUAUCAUGACAAUCACCUACGGGUUAUCCGUGAAUACUGCCGAUAGCGAGUAUAUAACGCACGCAGAAGACACCAUGGAAAUGAUCAGUCAGGCGACUGUUCCCGGAGCGUUUCUUUGUGACCUUAUCCCUUGUAUGAAAUACCUGCCUUCAUGGAUGCCUUUUCAGAAGUUCGCAAGCAGAGGCAGAAAGAUGAUCGAGCAGUUCAUCAACAAACCAUUCGAACAGGUCAUGCGCGAAAUGGACGCCGGGAUCGCACCUCCUUCUCUUACGCAGGACUUGCUGAGCCGGGAAGGCGGUGACAGUCCCACCCUAAAACAUCAGAUCAAGUGGACUUCGGGGGCACUCUUCGGAGGUACAUUCAUGCAUUCACCACGCACAUACUCCACAGUACUGACAUGCAUCAUGGCGAUGGCUCUGCAUCCAGAGACGCUGCGGAAAGUUCAGGUCGAGCUUGAUCGGGUCGUAGGCACAGAGCGCAUGCCCAGGAUCGACGACCGUGCCGGCCUCCCCUACGUCGAUGCAGUAAUCAAAGAGACGCUGCGAUGGCACCCCGCCGUGCCCCUCGGCUUUGCUCGCACUCUCGCAAAAGAUGACGUCUACGAAGGAUUCUACAUUCCCAAAGGGACUAUACUGGUCCCGAACGUCUGGUAUGCGGCAAUCGCAUUCGCACCGCAUGGGCCGUACGACCCGUACGCGUUCGCUCCUGAACGGUUUCUCGUUCCGGAUGGCGAUGACUUGCCACCCGACCCUGCUGUCUGGGCGUUCGGCUUCGCUCGCCGUAUAUGUCCGGGGAGGUACCUGGCGGAGAAUUCCGUGUUUAUCCUCAUCGCCACGAUUCUGGCCAUGUUCGAUAUCAGCCUGCCGGAGGGCGCGGAGUUGAAGCCGAAGUUCACGAAGGGAUUGGUGAGGUAA
Trametes versicolor FP-101664 SS1 is the source of this 1464-nucleotide messenger RNA. RefSeq names its product cytochrome P450. The transcript is spliced from 11 exons. Gene Ontology annotation, molecular function: monooxygenase activity; heme binding; oxidoreductase activity, acting on paired donors, with incorporation or reduction of molecular oxygen. Lineage: Eukaryota; Fungi; Basidiomycota; Agaricomycetes; Polyporales; Polyporaceae. Bases 1 to 1464 code for a protein of 487 amino acids. The record is from RefSeq and is a predicted model, not a curated record.